Molecule: messenger RNA, 1362 nt
Organism: Brassica oleracea var. oleracea
Lineage: Eukaryota; Viridiplantae; Streptophyta; Magnoliopsida; Brassicales; Brassicaceae
Product: WAT1-related protein At3g56620-like
Exons: 7
Coding region: 70-1194 (374 amino acids)
Cellular component (GO): plasma membrane
Molecular function (GO): transmembrane transporter activity
Source: RefSeq, a predicted model, not a curated record
AGAGCACGAGCCAACCCCCACAAGUGGUACUUCACCUCGAUUCUUAUAAAAAAAAAAAUUAAGAGAGAUAUGGUGUUAAAGAUGUCGGAAUCAGCUAAGCCCUACUUUGCAAUGGUAUGCCUCCAAUUCGGAUAUGCUGGCAUGAACCUCGUUACCAAGGUUGUGCUCGACGGCGGCAUGAACCAUUUCGUCCUUGUGGCUUAUCGUAAUGCCUUUGCCACGGCCGCUAUAGCGCCUUUUGCUCUUCUCUCGAAGAGGAAAGUGAGGCCAAAGAUGACGUUCCCGAUAUUCAUGCAAAUAUUUCUACUAGCGCUUCUUGGGCCUGUGAUCGAUCAGAACCUGUAUUACGCUGGACUUAGACUCACCUCACCGACUUUUGCCGGCGCCGUUACCAGCAUCGUGCCCGCUUUGACAUUUAUCAUUUCCAUAAUUUUCAGGACGGAGAAGGUGGAGCUGAGAAAAGUAAGAUUCCACGCAAAAGUGGUGGGGACAUUAGUGAUAGUGGUUGGAGCCAUGUUGGUGAUUUUAUUCAAAAGUCCUCUAAUCAACUUUCUCCGGUCUCACCUCAUCCGCGAAGCUUCGUCGUCCGCCGGCGAAGACUACCUCAGGGCCACCGUCUUCCUCCUCAUCGCUUCGUUUUCUUGGGCUUCCUUCUUCGUUCUUCAGGCAGCUACGUUGAAGAGAUACUCAUCUCAUCUUUCAUUAUCGACGAUGGUUUGCUUCUUGGGAACCUUACAAUCCACAUCCCUAGCGUUUGUGAUGGAACCAAACCUUUCUGCAUGGAACAUUGCCUUCGACAUGAACCUUCUAGCUUCUGCUUAUGCGGGUAUAAUGUCGUCCAGCAUAGCGUAUUACGUGCAAGGGAUGAUGACGAAACAAAAGAGCGUUGUCUUUGUCACUGCCUUUAACCCUCUUAUUGUCAUAAUUGUAUCCAUAAUUAACUUCAUUAUCCUCGGCCAGAGAUUAUACCUUGGCGGGAUUCUUGGAAUGGUGAUACUAAUGGUGGGAGUCUGUGCGGUUCUGUGGGGAAAGGAAGGUGAUGAAGAAGAGAACAUUGAGGAAAAAUUUGUAGAAGUUAUAAAAUGUUGUAAAGAUUGCGGAAACAAUAGUCUCUCGAUGCCAAGAAUUGAUGAGGAAGUAGAUGUUGAAAUGCAAUCUACCAAGAAAGAUAAGACGGUGGUGGAUUUGUUGUAGUUCUCGUGAGUAGAAAAAUGUUCACGAGCUUAAUAGAUGUUUUAAAUCUUAUAUUUUUGUUAGAUAGAGGAGCAACUUUCUCUGUUCUAUAUUCUGCUCCAACCUCUUGGGUUUAGGUUUUGUUUUAUAAUCUUCUUGUUUAUAGUAGAGUAAUUAUGAUUAAAUAAA